ACCUGUCCCAUUGGCGUGUGGUGAGGCUUGCUUAAUUUAACUGCUUUGAGGUCAUUGGAUGCGAUGUAAGUGCCAAGUAGUAGUAAUAAAUGUGAGCAGUCCACAGCCUCCCUGCAAUAGUGCCUUGCCACAAGGGUGAAGGCAGAGUAAUAAACUUUUCUUGUUACUAUAGUUCCUGCUCCUGCAGCGAUCAAUGCAGAAAUAAUAGGCUGCAUUGUGGAUUUCUAUUCCCAAGUGAUAUAGUGUGUUAACAACAGAUGAGCACCCUGCUGUCCUAAACCAGGUAUCUCUCAAACUUGGCAGGCUCUUGGACCCUGAGGAAGCCUGGAUCUCUCUUUCUAUGUAUGUAGCACUGUAUUAUAAUUAGUGCCUCACACUUCCUCAAGAUUUAAACUGAUGCACUGUGCGUUCGUCCGGCUGGCACUGCUGUCAGCCAGCACCUGAAAACCCUCCCUUUGCAGGGCUGCUUCCUGCUCUGCUCGCUUUGAAUGGUUAUUAUUUUACUUGUUUGGGGCAAACAACUUCCUCCCACCACCACCGCUCUUUAAUAGUCAUCCCUGCCCCUGACCCUAGCUUGGAUUAACUGGAUUUAACUUAAGCUGGUUCAUUUUAUUACUUUAUACAUUUAAAGGGAUGGGUUCCUCCCACUCUAUGCCAGAAGAGAUUCAAGAACUUGCUGACAAGACUGGCUUCACUUUGGAACAAAUUGAGCACCUUCACCGGAGAUUCAGGCAGAUAAGCGGGGACCAGCCAACCAUCCGCAAGGAGAGUUUUGACAGGAUCCCCGACCUGGAGUUCAAUCCAAUUAGGUCAAAAAUUGUCCGUGCCUUUUUCGACAAGAGGAACCUACGGCAGGCGCCGAAUGGGUUAGCUGAUGAGAUCAACUUUGAGGACUUCCUGACCAUCAUGUCCUAUUUCAGGCCUAUUGAGAUGAACAUGGACGAAGAGCAGCUGGAUCACUUCCGGAAGGAGAAACUAAAAUUUCUCUUUCACAUGUACGAUUCGGACAACGAUGGGAAGAUCACCCUGCUGGAAUACAGAAAAGUGGUGGAAGAGCUGCUGUCUAGGAACCCCCACCUGGAGAAGGAGUCAGCGAGGUCAAUUGCGGAUGGUGCCAUGAUGGAGGCUGCCAGCAUCUGUGUGGGACAAAUGGAGCCAGACCAGGUGUACGAGGGAAUCACAUUUGAAGACUUCCUUAAGAGCUGCCAGGAACGUGGUAACAGCUUCCAGGAGUGCGGCACUGGCAGUGGGCUGGGCAGGUUUCCCGUGCGCUGUCUCCUGCCAGCACGCUCAGUGUUGUUCUGAAGGGCUCACUUCUGAGAGGCGUUCGGUCUCCGAGGCCCCUUUGAUCUUGACAGAGGCUGUCAGCUAGGGGUGCCAGAUGGGACCGUGGUUUGUGAUGUGGACCCUGGCCCCAGAUGAAUUGGACGGAGACACUGAACUUGCUUCACGCAGAGCUGCCAGGUGGUAGCAGCGUUCAGCCAUUACCAGCGCUGGCACCAUCCUUGGCCAUUCAGCGUGGGUGUUCGACAGACCAGCUCAGGGUAGAAGGAAUGAGAAGGGCUCCUGCCUCUUAGGAGCCCCCAGGCAAGUCCAUUGCCGGGAAAAGACCAAGACCCUGACGUCCAUCGCAUUUAACCCUGCCUGUUCCAA
Molecule: messenger RNA, 1653 nt
Organism: Chelonia mydas (Green sea turtle)
Lineage: Eukaryota; Metazoa; Chordata; Testudines; Cheloniidae
Gene: TESC
Product: tescalcin
Exons: 8
Coding region: 634-1305 (223 amino acids)
Molecular function (GO): calcium ion binding
Source: RefSeq, a predicted model, not a curated record